Molecule: messenger RNA, 3532 nt
Organism: Fopius arisanus
Lineage: Eukaryota; Metazoa; Arthropoda; Insecta; Hymenoptera; Braconidae
Gene: Tsp
Product: Thrombospondin
Exons: 15
Coding region: 135-3257 (1040 amino acids)
Biological process (GO): cell adhesion
Cellular component (GO): extracellular region
Molecular function (GO): calcium ion binding
Source: RefSeq, a predicted model, not a curated record
GCUGACCGUUUACCACACGCGUCUCCUCAAGUAAAGUGCAUUACGGAUAAUUAUUAUAAUUAAAAAACAGUAAUUAAUUGGAGUGACCCCCAAGAACUGGUGUUUUUCAUAAAUAAUUUAUCGAUUUAAUCGUGAUGGUGGGACUCAGGGGGGUGGCAACUACCCUCCUCCUUACAACAUUUUCGGUAAUUGUUAUCGCAAUCACCUACGACGAAGGUUUAACUAGGAGUUUUGAAGAAGCUCAGAAUGACGAUGUCUUUGCAAUUGUCGUAAGACAUCCACGGGAGAAAAAAUUCAGUCAUCAUGCGGGUAAACAGACCCUCAUGGCGACCAAAUAUGGAAAUCCCACAACAAAAUUUCUAUUCAUGUUUGAUUCUACAUUGGAUCGAGUCAUUUUGGAGACUGUAAUAGACAAGAGCGACGGAAGACAAGAAAUAGAAAUAGGAAUCGUGAAUGGUUCUGAACCGAAGAGAACUAUAAUUUUCAUGGUUCACCAGAAAAAGCCGAAUUCCAAAAUGGAAGUUUAUGUCGAUUGCCAUCUAAUUGGAUCAAUUCCCCUGAACGUGACAUUCAGAGAGGCCAUGGAUCAGCGACUGGAGGAAUCGACUUUCCAAGUGUUCAGGGAGAGAAAGUACAGCCUGAAGAUCUACAGGGGCUCGAGGAUCCGAGACGGAUGGAAACAUGCGGAUUGUCUCUCAAAUAAUUUACGAGACGUCGAUUACGAUUUUGCCAGUAGCAACGUCUCCACGAGAGUGAGGAGAAGAGGAGAUCAGCCUAGUAUCCACACCAUCGAUGAAAUAAACGGUUGCAUCGGCGAGCGUACGUUAAUAAAAACCCUGAAUUCACUAAUUGAAUUUACGAAACGAAUUUGGGAAGAGCUUCAGAUAAACACUCAGGAGACGCGGUACAUCCGGAAGCUUGUGGAGGAGUGUAACGCCUGCAAGCCAGGAUUCAUCGUGAUGCCGACGACACCUCCACCUCCACCUCGACCAACGUGCAGCUACAAUCCACCGCAUUGUCAUGCAGCUGCUGCAUGCAGGGACACAGUCUCAGGUCCAACCUGUGUCUGUCCUCCAGGUUGGAUGGGAAAUGGCAUCCAGUGUGAACGGGUUCGCACUUGCCAGGAAAAUCCAUGCUUCCAGGGUGUCAGGUGUGAAGACUCCAGUCGAGGCUACAGAUGUGGAUCCUGUCCCCCAGGAUUCACCGGUGACGGGGAGCGUUGUUCCCGGGUUAUGAAUCACUGCGAGAGAAAUCCCUGUGGUCACGGUGGCUCCUGUCAUCCUCACCAGGAGCAUCCUUACUUCCGGUGUCAGGGUUGUCUCUCUGGUUUCGUCCUAGUUGGAUCUGAAUGUCGUGACGUUGAUGAGUGCGAUCUUCACAAUCCCUGUGGGCCACAGCAGGAGUGCAAGAACACACCGGGGUCUUACAGAUGCGUACAGUGUCCUGCGGGUUUCCGAGGCUCCAGAUCUGGUUGUGUGGAUGUCAACGAGUGCAAUGAUGGACGAAAUGCUGGAUGUGUACCCAAUUCUCAGUGCAUUAAUACUGAGGGCUCGUUUAGAUGUGGCCCUUGUCUUCCAGGAUUUACGGGCAAUCAAACGGUGGGAUGUCAUGAAGCUGGUAAUAUCUGCCCUGAUAGAAUUACAGUCUGUCAUGAACGAGCUUCCUGCAAGUGUAUCGUACCAAACGUUGAAUACACUUGUCAGUGUCAAGUCGGAUGGGCUGGUGAUGGUUACGUCUGCGGAUUGGAUACUGAUAAUGACGGCCAUCCCGACGAAGAGCUGAGAAGUGAUGGAGAAAUCAUUGACGCCGAUAAUUGUCGAUACGUACCCAACAGCGGCCAGGAAGACGCUGACGGAGACGGGAUAGGAGACGCCUGUGACGACGACGCCGACGAUGAUGGGGUCCUAAAUUCCUCCGACAAUUGCCCUCUGGAUGCCAACAGGGAACAGGAAGACACAGAUCGCGAUCGCAAGGACGAAAUCGGCGACGUCUGCGAUAACUGCCCCUCGGUCUAUAAUCCAGAUCAAAAGAACACCGACGGAGAUGCUUUAGGAGACGCCUGCGAUCCUGACAUCGACAAUGACGGUCUUCUGAAUGACAACGACAACUGUCCGUACAUUAAAAAUGAGGAUCAGUAUGACAGGGAUGGGGAUGGUAUUGGAGAUGCCUGUGACAAUUGUCCAACAGUAUCAAAUCGCAAUCAGGGGGAUGCAGAUAAGGACGGAGUGGGUGAUGUUUGCGAUAACAAUCGCGAUAGAGACAGAGAUGGAUAUCAAGAUGACAUUGACAAUUGUCCAGACUUCCCCAAUGCAGAUCAACGAGACACUGAUAACGAUGGGAAAGGAGAUGCCUGCGACGAUGAUAUCGAUGGUGAUGGGGUGCCCAAUAUCGUUGAUAAUUGUCCUUACGUGUACAAUCCUCGACAGGAGAGAACAAAAGGUGGACCAAGUGGAGACGCAUGCUGGGAUGACAACGACAACGACACGAUAGCAAAUCCCUACGACAACUGCCCGAACAACAGCCAAAUCUGGACGACGGACUUCAGGAAAUACGAGACUAUUGCCCUGGAUCCCGUUGGAGAUGCCCAGGUCGACCCCAACUGGCUCAUUCAUGACGAUGGAGCUGAGAUUACUCAAACUAUCAACAGUGAUCCUGGAAUUGCCAUUGGUCUGGAUAAAUUCGCUGGAGUGAACUACGAGGGGACGAUGUUCGUGAACACAGACAUCGAUGACGACUACAUAGGGUUUGUGUUUGCCUACCAGAACAACCGGAAAUUCUAUGUUGUGAUGUGGAAGAAGAGUCCGCAAACGUACUGGCGUUCUGAGCCCUUCAGAGCGGUUGCAGAGCCUGGAAUUCAGCUAAAACUCGUUGAUUCAGAGACAGGACCUGGUAGAGAGCUGAGGAACAGCCUCUGGCACACAGAGAGCACCCCUAACCAGGUGACCCUCCUCUGGAAGGACCCUCAGAAUGUCGGAUGGAAGGAGAAGACCUCCUACAGGUGGGAAUUGCUCCACAGACCCAGAAUCGGACUGAUCAGACUCUGGAUCUACCAGGGGGAGAAGACUGUCGCUGAUUCAGGGAACAUCUUUAAUUCUGUCCUCAAAGGAGGGAGACUGGGGGUCUUCUGCUUCUCCCAGGAGAUGAUCAGGUGGUCUCACCUGCAGUACAGCUGCAGAGAAACUGUUCCCAAGAUCGUCUACGACGAGCUGCCAUCCGACCUCCAAUCGAAAGUCGGGAUUGACUCACCGAAGUAUUAAUAAAAGAAACUCCAGAGGAAAUGAUAGACUAAUAUAUUUAAACAAUGAAUCUAUUUUUUUGAAUGAAUAAUAGUGAAUACGAGGGAUGAGAGAAGACAAUGUAAUGGGGCUAGGUAGAAUCAUUGAGUCGAAAUGUUCAACGUCAUUUUAUUAUACAUGUAAGACACAAAGACGUUCAUGACUUUGUUAAUAAUCAUUCAAUAACGUUUUUUAUUUCACAUGUUUAGUCCCUGUAAAUGAAAAUCCGCAUGUGUAUAAAUGCCUCUUCAACAGAA